AUGGAGACCACUAUCGCUUCUCCCGGCAUAACUCCAAAAUUUCAUCCAACCUACGGAGUCUCUCUCUCAAAUGAGGCCAUCACCAGUAUCAUUGAAUGCCUUAUUCCCGGAUGCAACCUUUUGUCAAUUGAUCCUCUGGAACAUGGAAAGUCAUUCAACAAUCGUAUCUACUUCUUGCAAGUAGAUGUUCCUGAGAGCACGCUGGUAUAUGGUUUGAACAAGGGAACUGUCAACAACCUGGUUUUGAAAUUGAACGGACAUUUUUUUGACCAAUCGAAGAGCGAAAAUGAGGUAUCCUGCCUAUCUCUCCUUGAUGCCUUUGCGCCCGAAAUACCCUCUCCAAAGGUUAUAUCCUGGUCCGACACAACCUUUCUUGUCCACAGAGUGACGCCCGAAGGAAUUCCAACAAGAAGAGAAUUCCGACUUGAUUCCAAAGCCAACAAAAAACAACAGGGGUGGAUUAUUAUGACUCUGGUUGCUGGGAUUCCGCUGUCAACAUUAAGCUUGGAUACAGACAAGCUUAGAGCUAUUGGCGAGCAACUGGCGGACAUAGUCUUCCGCUGGAGAGAAUCGCUGCCUGCUUGGCAGUCUGCUGGAAACCUUGAAUGUGGAAUUCCUCACGCGAAGCCACAAGGUUUGAAUUUUUUAGAUGUCGCUGGUCUGCGAGUGGCGUCAUCUUCGAAAAUGCCUGGUUUCGGCAUUACAGUUGUUGAGCCUAUUAUGGACCUGCUCCAGUACUACCGAUUAAAGCUCGAGACCCGGGUUGAAAAACUCCAAGAACUUGAUAUAUUCGAAGCCAAUAGGUAUUUGAUCACUUCAAUUCGAAAGUUUAUAACGUUUGGAUUACCGCAGCUCGAAAUUUGCAAAGCGGAGAGCACUUUCUUAUUCACACAUUAUGAUCUCUCACCACGCAAUGUCUUAAUAUCUGUGAAUCCCACGAAAAUCACAGGUAUAGUUGAUUUUGAGUUUUCAGGCUUUUUUCCUGAAUUAGAUGAGUUUGUCAAUGAUUGCGUGGGAAAUGAGGGUGACUGGCCUGACGCUCUCUACGACGCAUACUUGGGUAAGCUCGAAGUCCUCGGAAUGAAAACUCCAAGGAAAGGCAUCAAAGAGCAAUUGUGGAAAGAGGCUACAAUGCUUUCUCGGUUGGAAGAAAACAUAGCGCCCUGGUGGCUUGAGAAUGUUGCACUAGGCGAUAGAGCUCAAUACUUGGAGGAGCUUCGGAAAUCGGAGGAAAAGGUUAUAGAAGCGAUUCGGUCACUUGAUCGUGAAGUAUGA
Molecule: messenger RNA, 1275 nt
Organism: Penicillium subrubescens
Lineage: Eukaryota; Fungi; Ascomycota; Eurotiomycetes; Eurotiales; Aspergillaceae
Exons: 1
Coding region: 1-1275 (424 amino acids)
Source: RefSeq, a predicted model, not a curated record